Candidula unifasciata is the source of this 3684-nucleotide messenger RNA. NCBI's taxonomy places the organism in Eukaryota, Metazoa, Mollusca, Gastropoda, Stylommatophora, Geomitridae. The record is from the annotation of a GenBank genome assembly.
AUGACAGUGGAGCAAACUCCUUUACCAGUUCGGCCGGGACAGAGAUCCAGAGAGGAGAACUUGAAUCUGACAAUAGCUAAGAUUCGGGAGGUGACUGGAGCCCCAGACCACGUGAUUAAAGAAGCCAUUCAAGCUUGUGUUCGUACUGAUGGCACUAUUAAAGUGGACGAUGUGAUCACCACAAUCAUCGGAGAUGACACUGUGUCACUCGCCACCAGUGCAAAGAAAGCACAGCAGACAAACACGAAAGCCUUGGACACCACAGAUGCUCGACCAGGGUCAUCUAACGUGCCGUCUCCCUACUCAGGUGGGCCCAAACAGUCACCAUCGGCUGUUUCUGGAGUUCAGGCCUCCAGUGCUGAAGAAUACAUUGAUCUGACUCGGGAUACACAAGGAAUCCUUGGUGGACAGAUCACCAGAGAGGAGCAAGACAUUAGCAGAGUUUUGGAAGCAAGUCUGGCAGAAAGUAAAGGAAGCACAAAGAGAAAGCGGGGUGAAUUAUGGUUCAUUGAUCCUCUCAAUCCACAUGAACGAAGGAGACAAGAUGGCUGGCCCGUGGGUCUGAAAAAUGUUGGCAACACCUGCUGGUUUAGUGCUGUCAUUCAGUCUCUCUUUCACAUACACAAGUUCAGGGAUAUUGUGCUGAAUUACAAGAGUAAGGCGCUUCAGGACACUGAGAUGAGUCGCAACCUACGUUUCGUAUCUGAACUUCGUCAGUUGUUUGGUCUUAUGGUUGGCUCUGAAAGAAAAUAUGUGGAUCCCAGCAAAUCAGUGGACAUUCUCAAAGAGGCUUCCUCCACGGCAGUGUUGGACGGACAACAGGAUGUGAGUGAGUUUCAGCACAAGUUAUUGGACUGGCUAGAGGAUGCUUUUAGUGUACCAACUUCUGUGAAUGGUCAAGCAAAUGUGGAGAAUCCAGUCCAUCAGCUGUUUCAGGGAAAGUACAAAGCAGAGGGCUUUCAUGAAGGCAAGGUCUUCAGCCAGGAGGUCACGUUUGGACAGUACCCACUGAAUGUAGUUGGUUUCCGAGACAUUCAUGAGAGUCUUGAGGCCACAACAGCUCAGGGAGAAAUUGAGACCAUCAGUGGAGACUCCAGUCAGAAAUCUGGCCAAGAGAUUUGGUUCACUCACUUGCCAGUGGUUCUGACCUUUGAACUGUCCCGCUUUGGCUUCAACCAACAUUUGAACAGAGCAGAAAAGAUUCAUCAGCAGUUGACCUUUCCUCCUGUAAUAUAUUUAGAUAGAUAUCUUGAAUGUAACAAGUGCAUCACUCGACAAAAGCGAGAAGAAGCAAGAAAACUGAAAGAUGAACUGAGCAGCCUGCAGGCCAGGCUGGACAAGUUCAUGAAUUACGGGUCAAGCAACAAAAGGUAUCCAUUGCCAGAUGUCUUGCAGUAUGCCCUAGAGUUUGCUGAAAGCUCUCCUUCAUCUCAGCCACCCUGCACACCUUCCACUGUCCAGCUUUCUGUUGAUGUUGAGAUGGAAUCUCCUCUGCCCUGCUUAAGAGCUGGCAAGGAUGUGUCAAUGACUCACAGUGCUGAGUUUGAGUCUGUGCAACACUCCGAAGACAUGCUUCCAGCUCAGUCACCUUCAUCAGCCGCAACAACAGCAGUGACUACUGCAGCAGUAACCUUGCCUACCAACUCUUCAGCUGCUACCGAAAGUGUCAGCUUUUGUGUCUCAUCUCUGCCCACAACCGCCGCAGACACCGUUAAUCAAAACCUAUCCCAGCAUUCUCCUUCUGUUUCCUCUUCUGUUCCAGAAGCAAAGAAGUUCAAGGACUCCUCUGUACAGGUGGAGUUUACCACAACUUUAAUGCCGUCUUCGAUGACAACCGUAUCAAAUUCAGCUCAGUCUCCUUUCUUAUCAACUCCCCCGUAUCUCACAACGCUACCCCAGCCAUGCUGUAGCUCGUCUGACGACUUGAACAAAGUGACCAAGCCACUAGAGCCUCAUCCACGCAGUGUCACCACAGAGGAGCUCCGGGUUCUACAGGACUGUCUCCAGAGGUGGAGGGAAGAGGUGGAAGCUGAUGUCAGAGAACUUCAAAUUAACAUUGCUAGCCUGGUCGAGAAGUUAGACAGAAUGUAUUCUGACGACUACAUGAAAAAGUUUCCCUAUGACCUGCAUGCGGUUUUGGUGCACGAGGGUCAGGCAGUGUCCGGGCACUACUGGGCAUUCAUCUACGAUGAUCGAAGAGGCAAAUGGCUGAAGUUCAAUGACAUCACUGUCUCAGAGUCUUCGCUGGAGGAGAUGCAUAAGGAGAGUGUUGGAGGCUACCACAACGCCAGUGCUUACUGUCUGAUGUACGUGGACAGGUCCAGGCUUGGGGUCCAUCAGGAUAAUGCUAACAGAAGCGCUGGGGAUGCCACAGAGCCAUUGACAUCACUACCUCCCGACCUUCAGCAGAUCGUAGAGAAGGACAACACCAUUUUCAGACAGGAAAUUAUCUCUUGGGAUGAGGAACAGCGGAGAAAGUCUGCAGCUGCAGCAUCACCACCAGUACAUCAGGCAUCAGCCACCUCAACAGCAGCAGCUUCAACAAUGACAUCGUCAUCGUCGUCUCCUCAGGCAGGUGGGCAGUGGUCGGAAGGCCAAGUUCCGGGUCAGCUGCGAGGAAGGUCAGCAUCUGAUGACCUUGAUGUCGUAUGCACUGGAGAACAACGGCCAGGUGAGACAUCUAUUAUCAGACCGAUGAACACCAAUCUAUCUCGACUGGCAGGCAGCCAUGCCCAGCUGUCACUACAAGCCACCCUGUCAGCAGUUACCAACAUUACUCAGAACCACAACUCUGGCUUGAAGCCUCAAGACAUUGUUAUAAAGGCCACAGAAAGUGAAUUUUCACGACUGAAAGGUCUUUCGCGAACAUUGCUUACUAAACUACCAUCUGAAGAUCCACGCUUGGGCCACAUUGUCCUCUACCUGAUGUGUAGCUACGCAGACAACCACACAGUGACUGUGGUCCUCUUUGAGCAGUUUUCCCUGUGUGUGCUCUUGGAUUCUGUGAGCGUCUUGAAGGAUGUGCGACACUGUGCCCAUGAGAUGUACAGACAGUUUUACAGUAGAUUAGGAUCUGAGGGAGUCAAAUGCUAUGAGUUUUGGCAUAAGCGCUAUCAUCAUUUCAGGCAGGCUGUUCAUCUGUUUACUGAUGGAGUUGAAGCUUAUUGUCUUGAGAGAUACCAGGAAGCUUUGCCCUAUUUCAAUCAGGCCUGGCUGCACAAUCGUGAGCCAGAAGUAAUCCCAAGUAAUGUGGCCGACAGCGGCAUCAACCCUCACAUGCUGGCAUACUUCCGGCGGAAGAGUCUCCAGAAGUUGAAUGAGCUGACGUUGAAAAGUUUUGAAUGUGACCCAGACAUCACUGAUGCCUUAACAGCCAUGACAAACCAGAUACUACCAUCAUUGUCUCAGUUGACAGCAUCUGAACUGAAAGAGGAUGUGGCCGCAGUGGAGGAUAUUCGAGGGCGGUGGUGUCAGUUUUUGGAAAAAGAUCUUAAUGAGGAAAAGAUUGAGAGGCUUCAGGACUUCUUGUCCAAAAUGUUUGAGGGAAGCGGAGGGACUCUAGACGAGAAACCCAAGCAAGUGAGGAUGAGCAAUUGUACAACCACUCUGCAUGACAAGUACAUCGGAGUCAUGAGAAAACUGAAAGAACGAGGGGAGUUGAAUGUCUGGGCAGAGAAUAGUUAG